Molecule: messenger RNA, 1325 nt
Organism: Dicentrarchus labrax (European seabass)
Lineage: Eukaryota; Metazoa; Chordata; Actinopteri; Moronidae
Product: olfactory receptor 146-like
Exons: 2
Coding region: 55-993 (312 amino acids)
Biological process (GO): G protein-coupled receptor signaling pathway
Cellular component (GO): membrane
Molecular function (GO): olfactory receptor activity
Source: RefSeq, a predicted model, not a curated record
UCAGCAGUGAGUGGGAAAGGAAGCGAAGCUGAAACGAGCCACUUAAGGAGGUUGAUGGAAAACUUCAACUACACUUACAACAGCUUCACACUCCAACUUGAGGGGAUAGAUGUCUCUGAGGAGUCUCUGUACCCUGUCUUUCUCUUCUUCCUCUUCUCCUACCUGUUUAUAAUGGUUGCAAAUGUGGGUAUUGCUGUUCUGGUUUUCAUUGACAAGAACCUCCACCAGCCUAUGUAUCUUCUUUUUUGCAACCUGCCCUUCAAUGAUAUUCUUGGAAACUCUAUCAUGGUUCCUCGUUUGCUUUCAGAUAUUUUGCUGCCUCCAUCUGAGCGCCUCAUCAGUUAUUAUGAAUGUGUUGUUCAAGCUUUUACCACACACAUGUUUGGUACCACCAGUCACACAGUGCUCAUGAUUAUGGCCUUUGACAGAUAUGUGGCCAUUUGCAAUCCCCUGCGCUAUUCUUCCAUAAUGACCAACAAAAUGGUGAUCAAGUUGACAGUUUCUGCCUGGGGAGUGGCCUUCAUUUUGGUCGGGAUUCUACUCGGUCUGACCAUACGGCUGAACCGAUGCAGGACUAUGAUCACAAACCCUUUCUGUGACAAUGCCUCCUUGUUUAAGCUCUCCUGUGAGAAUGUGUUCAUUAAUAAUGUCUAUGGCCUCACUUUCACUGUAGUCCUGUUCACAGGUUCUAUAGGCAGCAUGGUUUUCACCUAUACUAAGAUUACAGUGGUCUGUUUGACCAGUAACAACAAGUCUUUAAACAGUAAAGCCUUGAAGACCUGCAGCACCCACCUGGUUGUGUAUCUGAUCAUGGUGUUUAGUGGAAUGUCUAUCAUUACUCUUCAUCGUUUCCCCCAGUACUCAGACUUCAGAAAACUCUGCAACAUUUUAUUUCAUAUCAUCCCUGGCAGCCUCAACCCCAUUAUUUAUGGUGUGCAGUCCAAGGAGAUACGAAAUUUGUUGUCCAAGUCCAAGAAAGUUUUGCCAUCAUAAUUAAGGGAAUUUCCACGUUCUUUUUCUGAAUUUUCAAUAACUACACAGAAUAUGAAAUAAUCAAACUACCUUAGCCUCUUCCAUAAGUGUAUAAGCACUCAUUAUGAUCACUUGCUAUGUUACAGCUCAGUAAUAAGUGUUAAUCUUUGACAUCUAUUUUAUAUGGACAAUACAUAUGUGAGGAACUUGUAAUAUCUAAAUAAAAGGUUACUUUCUGCUGUCAUAGUUACAGCAGUAGUUAUCCUGGAAACACAGUUGGUAAUUUUUAAAUAAUAACCAUAAGUUGUGUUUAAAUAAAAAGAAAUAAAAAAAUACACAAACAGAUAAACAAA